AUGGAUGAUGGAGCAGAGUCUCUGAUGACUGUGCAUCUCCUCACCCAUUUGGGACACCCAUUUCCUCUGCAACAAACGCUGGAUCGGCUUUUGGAGUGGCUGUGCCUGGACAUUCGCCUUUUCCUGGUGUCUGAGCGAAUUCCUGCACUCAAGUACUAUGAGAGAUACCGCAAGAGGAGCUGCAGCUUUCCUGGAAUAUCCAUCCUCCUUUUUCUGCACGAGGACUUGGGAGAAGAGCGGAUUUUCCAGGUCCACGAGCAAUUCCAGCGCCCUCCCUGGCGGUACCAGCGUGCCCAGUUUGCUAAUGGGCAAAGCCCCCCCUGUGUCCCAUCCCACCAGGACUUCUAUGGCCUGGAUGAGCAGCUGCCCGUGUGGGGCAUCAGGCGGGUGCACUGCGGCCCCGAAAUCCUGCGGGUCACCCUCUACUGCAGCUUUGAUAACUAUGAGGAUGCAGUGAGGCUCUACGAGAUGAUCCUCCAGAAGGAAGCCACUCUGCAGAAAAGCACUUUCUGUGUCUUCGUGCUGCACGCCGCCCUUCACGUGGCCGUGCAGCUGUGCCUGAAGCAGUUGCCCAUCGGGGUGGUGCCCGAGCCCAGAGACUUGGCAGCCCUGCAGUUCAAGGUGCAAGAAAUCGGGCAGCUGGUGCCCCUGCUGCCCAACCCCUGUGUUCCUAUCAGCAGCACUAGGUGGCAAACACAGGACUAUGAAGGAAAUACAAUUCUGCUCAAGGUUCAAAGCAGCUCCAGAACCCUUGAAACAAACAUCGGGCUUUCCCAGCAGCAUAAUAAUACAGGCAGUGGAAAAAUCGCUCAGGACUGUAUGCCAGCCCCUCUCCCUGUAAAGCAAGGUAGUCCUGGGCGGAGAAGCCAGGAGGUCGGAGCUCUGAAGGAUAAAACAAAAUCUGACCCAGGUGAAGUCCUUGCCUCUGAGCAAGCCAGCAGUGACCUCCAGAGGCACGGCUGCUCUCCUCCCGGUGCAGCUGCAGCCCGGCCGUGCUGGGAAGCGCCGUCGCUGCGCAGGCAGGCGGGCAGGGGGCUGCAGGCUCCUCUCCCGGAGAGCCGCCGGCACCGCGGGGCAGAGACCGAUGUGGACACCGGGCUCGCCGUGAGCCAUCCCGGGAGCGCCCGCUGCCCGCUGAGCCACUUCCCCCGGGCCCUGCGGAGCAGCCUCCUGCCCCUGCCAUCCCCCGGUACCGGCCCCGGGGCCAGCUCUGCCCUGCCCGCCCGGGACGGGACGCGGCUGCUGCGAGCCGCAGCCCGACGGAGCGAGGCAGAGCACGGAGCUCCGCGAGCACCGCGGGCCGGCCCUGCACACCGAGCAGAGCGCCAGGAGCAGGAGGAGGAGGAGGAAUUCUUUAUAUGACUGAAAACAAGCGUGCCAGACGGACUCGACUUUCCCGAAGGACAGCGGAGCACUUUAGGAUGUGCUGCUCAGGGUGUACCUCUGUAGCUGUGACACCCCACUAAGGGUCACUGAGGCAGACUCUGAAUUUCCAUUGAGAGAUGCUGAGGAGGCUGCAGGAAAAAUAACACUGAAUUUACAGAAAGCUGUUGUUUUGUUUGUUGUUGUUGUUGUUUUUUUUUUUUUUAAUGCACCGUAGGUGAGGGAUUUGUUGAGCAGUGAAUAGGAAUAAGCCAUAUGACUCUUACAGCUGUUCUAAGAUGCUAAAAGAUAGACAGUGAGGUCUUCAGAGGGGUUUGGAAGGUGCAGCUUGCCUGAGCUGCCCAAGCAGCUGGAUGCCCCCAGCCAUGGGG
Molecule: messenger RNA, 1754 nt
Organism: Cinclus cinclus
Lineage: Eukaryota; Metazoa; Chordata; Aves; Passeriformes; Cinclidae
Gene: FAM124B
Product: family with sequence similarity 124 member B
Exons: 3
Coding region: 1-1362 (453 amino acids)
Cellular component (GO): nucleoplasm
Source: RefSeq, a predicted model, not a curated record